CCCACCGCUACACACGCGCGCACACGCGCACACUCGCACACGCACCACUCUUUGCAGACAGGGCUCCGGUGGCUCCAAAGUGACUGACUCCCCCCCCCCCGCUCCCCCUCAGCCUUCUCUCGCGCAUAUAUCCUCUCUUGCCAUAUUCUCGCGCGCGCUCUCCAGCAUCCCCGCCCGGGCAGGAGAGCACCGGGCAGAGGCGCGCCGCUUUCCUUCCAUGCCUCCCUCUUAAGGAGAGCCGGGGGGGGAGGGGAGGGCCGGAGGAGGAAGAGGAGGAGGAGACCGAGAGGGCGCCCGGGAGGCAGGGCGCGCGCACACACAGAGGGACGCGCUGAGGGUGCGAGCCGCGCAGCGAGCGCAGAGCCGCCUCGGCCGCCGGGCGCCCCCCUGCCGCCCCAUGCUGUGCUCCAUGGCGAACUCGGGCUGCCUCCUGCUGUCCAACUCCGGCAGCAUGCUCCCGCACUCCGUGCCCUGCCCGCCCGCCUUCCUCUACCUCCAACAGGGCAGUCAGGACGCCACGGCUCCGCCCGAAGCGAUGGCCCAGCCCUACCCCCCCGCCCAGUACCCCCCUCCACCACAGAAUGGCCUCCCCGCCGAGUAUGCCCCGCCCCCGCCACACCCCACGCAGGACUAUUCUGGCCAGACCCCGGUCCCCCCGGAGCACGGGAUGACCCUGUACACACCAGCACAGACCCACCCCGAGCAGCCCGGCACCGAGGCCAGCACACAGCCCAUUGCUGGGGCCCAGACAGUGCCGCAGACAGACGAGGCAGCACAGACGGACAGCCAGCCGCUCCACCCCUCUGACCCCACAGAGAAGCAGCAACCCAAACGGCUCCACGUCUCCAACAUCCCAUUCCGGUUCAGGGACCCCGACCUGCGGCAAAUGUUCGGGCAAUUCGGAAAAAUAUUAGACGUGGAGAUCAUUUUUAACGAGCGGGGCUCCAAGGGUUUUGGGUUUGUAACUUUUGAAACUAGCUCAGAUGCUGACCGAGCCCGGGAGAAGCUGAAUGGGACGAUCGUAGAGGGACGGAAAAUUGAGGUCAAUAAUGCCACGGCCCGUGUCAUGACCAACAAGAAGACUGCAAACCCCUACACCAAUGGCUGGAAGCUCAACCCCGUGGUAGGCGCAGUCUACGGGCCUGAAUUCUAUGCAGUGACCGGGUUCCCGUACCCCACCACGGGCACAGCCGUUGCCUACAGGGGCGCUCACCUACGGGGCAGGGGCCGGGCCGUGUAUAAUACGUUCCGGGCUGCGCCGCCCCCGCCCCCCAUCCCAACUUAUGGAGCGGCACUGGAGCAAACGCUUGUUAAAAUGCCAGUCCCAUGGGCAGGGCUGGCACCCUGCCCCCUCCCUCCUCAGCAGACACCGGAGCCGGCCUACCCCACCUCUCCAGCGUUCCCACCACUUUCUUGUCCGUUUGCUUCCAGGGUCGUGUAUCAGGAUGGCUUUUAUGGUGCUGAAAUUUAUGGCGGCUAUGCAGCCUACAGAUAUGCUCAGCCCGCGGCGGCCGCAGCAGCCUACAGUGACAGUUACGGCCGAGUCUAUGCAGCUGCUGACCCCUAUCACCACACCAUCGGCCCUGCCGCGACCUACAGCAUCGGAACCAUGUGAAAGCUUCCACCGUUUCCUUCUUGGACCGCGAAGGGCAAAAACAAAAAAACAAACAAAAAAAUCACAAAACAAAAAACAAAACAAAAAAAGAUGUUAAGAUCCAAGCAACAAAAAACCAACCAAACCAAGAAGCAUCCACCACGUCCGGGUCCCGCGUGCCGACGCACCGCAGCGGGGAGCACGUUGGCCGGGCGCCGUGCCCAGGAGAGCGCCGGCCUCGCCCCUCCGGCUGGCAGCGCUGGCGGGAAGCGCCCUCCCGACUCGGGCAGGGGAGAAUGAGAGGGGAAGGGGCCUCGGUUUUCUGUGCAGUCUUCCUUUCCCGGCCCCCCACUCCCAAGGCAGUGUGGGGCCAGCAGUGGAGCAGGCCGCAGCCCGAGCCCGGAGAGCAGGCCGAGAACGGGACUUGACCUGUGUUGCCAACUGUGCCAGAGGAGGGGACGGCGGGCUGGGACGGGCACGGGGAGGGGCAGCUUUUCAUUCUCGGGGCUCUGGCUUCGGCCCUUGCCCACUCACCCUGUGUUGUGCUCUCUGGGCCCCAGCUCCCCCUCAUGCCAUGCCACCAACGCCCGUGUCCUGCAAACCUGCUCGAGGAGUUUGCAGGCCACUGAGGCUGUCCAACCAGCAGCCCUGGGGUCCAACCCCAGCACCAAGGGCUGACAUGGUUCCAGAACUAUGGGGCGCCCAGGCACCCCUCCCUCCAUGUGGGGGGCUGCCAGGCCAGGAUUGACUCCUGUGCCUAAGAAUGUGGAGGGUGCAGGCCUUGAAGCCGAGGACUCGCUCUGACUGGCUGUUUCUGGUUCCCUUUGUGGGAGAGGCCCUGGGCCUGGUCUGUGGGAGGCAAGGCCGACCUCCUGGUGCCUGCUGGGACGGGGACAGGCCAGCGCCUGGCUGCACGGCGAGGUUGGCAGUCACGGUGCUAUGGGUCUAGAGGGCCAGGUCAGCGCAGGGAGAGCAAGCGGUGGGGGGAAGGUCUGGGGGUGCAGCAGACGGUAGGUACCGGGAGAAGCCCCUGGCCAGGCAGUGGUAUCUGAAGUAGGAGCAGCAGCAAAAAAUAACCCAAAACCGGGCUCCCAACAUGGCUCCACUACUCUCAUGAAACUUAAAAGGAACGACACCUCACUUUAUAUUGUGCAUCAGCUCCUGACGCUGCUGAAGCGAGUCUCCUUUUCUAUUCCCGGUGUACAUAGCCCGCCACAGGCUGUCCUGUGUACAGAGCCCCCGCCGUGCUGGACCCUUUUCUUGCAGCAGCUCCGCCCCCGGCCCCCUCUAGGACUGCAGCCAGACCCCACUUCCUUUCUUAACCAUCCUGUAUGCUUCCCACGUGUGACCAUUCAAAUCAGCAGUAUUAUUAUUAAGAUUAUUAAUAAAGGUUUCUUUCUUCAAACCA
This is a messenger RNA of Rhinolophus ferrumequinum (greater horseshoe bat), 3002 nucleotides long. It is a transcript of the gene RBFOX3, whose product is annotated as RNA binding fox-1 homolog 3. The transcript has 12 exons. Gene Ontology annotation, biological process: nervous system development; regulation of alternative mRNA splicing, via spliceosome. Bases 398 to 1615 code for a protein of 405 amino acids. Gene Ontology annotation, molecular function: mRNA binding. The record is from RefSeq and is a predicted model, not a curated record. Lineage: Eukaryota; Metazoa; Chordata; Mammalia; Chiroptera; Rhinolophidae. Gene Ontology annotation, cellular component: nucleus; cytoplasm.